UCCAAUCGCGUUUGUCCGGGUUUUUUGGACCAUAACUACGCCAGUAGACAAUGAGCAGUGCUGAACCGCAGACCAAGAAAACGAAAAUGGCUUCAAGUUUGGAACAACUGAAACAGCUCACCACGAUCGUGGCCGAUACCGGCGACUUCGAGGCGAUGAAAACUUACAAGCCCACCGAUGCUACUACGAAUCCUUCGUUGAUUUUAUCUGCGGCUGGCAUGGAACAGUAUCAGCACCUGAUCGAUAAGGCCAUCAAACAUGGACAAAAGGCGGGAACCACCACGGAAGAGAAGGUGUCCGAAGCGGCCGAUAUGCUGUUCGUGCUGUUUGGCUGUGAGAUUCUGAAGCUCGUACCGGGUCGUGUAUCGACCGAAAUCGAUGCCCGACUGUCCUUCAACAAGGAAGCCUCCAUCGCGAAAGCUCUGAAGCUGAUCGCUCUGUACGAGGAGCUCGGUGUGAAGCGUGACCGCGUGCUGAUUAAGUUGGCCUCCACCUGGGAGGGUAUACAGGCGGCAAGCGUACUGGAGAAGGAACACAACAUUCACUGCAAUCUCACGCUGCUGUUUUCAUUCGCCCAAGCGGUCGCAUGUGCGGAAGCAGGUGUCACGUUGAUUUCCCCGUUCGUGGGCCGUAUCCUCGAUUGGUACGUGGCAAACACCGACCAGAAAACGUUCGAGCCCGAGCAAGAUCCGGGCGUCAUCUCGGUGACAAAGAUUUACAACUACUACAAAAAGUUCGGCUACAAAACCGUGGUGAUGGGUGCUUCGUUCCGUAAUGUGGGUGAAAUCAUGGCACUGGCUGGGUGUGAUCUGCUCACCAUCAGCCCGAAGCUGUUGGGCGAUCUGGAGAAGAGUGCCGAACCGGUUAAGCGCUAUCUCGAUGCCGAGAAGGCCGCAUCAGCGAACCUGGAGAAAAUUCAUAUAGAUGAGGCAACGUUCCGCUGGAUGUUGAACGAGGAUCAGAUGUCUACGGAUAAGCUUUCGGACGGUAUACGCAAGUUUGCUGCCGAUGGUCGUAAGCUGGAAACAAUGCUGCGCGGCUUACUGCAGGCUGCUGAGUAAA
Messenger RNA from Anopheles maculipalpis, 1062 nucleotides. It is a transcript of the gene Taldo, whose product is annotated as probable transaldolase. Lineage: Eukaryota; Metazoa; Arthropoda; Insecta; Diptera; Culicidae. Gene Ontology annotation, molecular function: transaldolase activity. Gene Ontology annotation, biological process: carbohydrate metabolic process; pentose-phosphate shunt, non-oxidative branch; pentose-phosphate shunt. Gene Ontology annotation, cellular component: intracellular anatomical structure; cytoplasm. The transcript is spliced from 3 exons. The record is from RefSeq and is a predicted model, not a curated record. Bases 51 to 1061 code for a protein of 336 amino acids.